AUGAUGCUUUGGGCCACUCUUUGGUGGUAUUUUCAUUUACCGGAGCCGAAUCGACAUCUCUACACGCCUGAAUCUGCGUUGACACCCGAGGCUGGGCGCCCGAAGGGGGAUUGGCGCGUGUACAUCAAGCAGGAGGGCGUUUUGAAAGGUCGCAAUCUGAUGCAAAAGCUGGAGCGUAUGGGCCUGGUGACGAGUGAAGAUUCGUCUGUCGGUCUUGAUCCUGCCGACCCCGAAACGCAAAAUACUUGGGGAGAGGUGUUUGUGAGCCGUCGCACCUUUUGGCAGUUGGAUCCACGCAUUUUCCUGUUCACUUUACAACCCGUCUCCAUUCCGAACUCGCUGGACUCACCGCGCAUGUCUCGACCGACUUCUCCCUCCAGAGAUGGCCCAACUUCUUCUCCUAGUUCUGCAACUGUCGCACUUUACCCCGAGGGUCCUGCUUUCAGCCGUGGCCCAUUCGACUCUUCGAGUCACCUGCCUACCUAUUUCCCACCAGCUCCUCCGACCUAUACUGUCACAAACGGAGUACGUCACCCCAAGCGUCCGAGGCCGCCUAGACAAGGCGAAACAUUCUAUGUCCGAUACAUCCGAAGCGUGGGACAAACCCUCUCUUUCCGAGUCCCAGUCCUUCGAGCGAAAGAGUCCGUAAUGCUAAGAGAUUUGAAUAUCGGCCGUCGCAAAUCCGCGAGCACCACUUCUCUUUUCGCAGAUUUGGGGUCAUCGGGCUGCCGGACUCCCAAAACUGAGAACGAAUCGGACCUUGAUAUUUUGCAUAGAUGGAUGAACGACCCCCGGAUUAAUGCUGCCUGGGGCGUAGCGGGACCACGUUCGACCCAAGAGGGUUUCCUACGCAAACAGCUUACCUCCUGUUUCUCCUUUCCCGCACUUGGUUGCUGGGAUGGAAAACCCUUUGGAUACUUUGAGAUCUACUGGAUCAAAGAGGCUAAUAUCGCAAAAUUGGUUCCCUCUCCGGUAGGCAAUUGGGAUCGCGGAUUCCACUGCUUGAUUGGCGAAGAGGAAUACCGGAGUUCUCAUCGAGUGCAAGUGUGGCUUACUGCGCUGGUACAUUUCUGCUGGCUUGCGGAUAACAGGACGGAAAACGUGAUUUUAGAGCCAAGAGUCGACAAUGAGAAGUUAAUUUCCAGCCUUCGUGCAGCAGGCUUCUACAAAGAAGGCGAAGUGAGCUUCCCACAUAAACAAGCUGCGGUGAUGAAGAUAAACCGCGAUAAUUGGGAAGCUCCGGUGAUAUGA
Molecule: messenger RNA, 1251 nt
Organism: Uncinocarpus reesii 1704
Lineage: Eukaryota; Fungi; Ascomycota; Eurotiomycetes; Onygenales; Onygenaceae
Exons: 2
Coding region: 1-1251 (416 amino acids)
Biological process (GO): siderophore biosynthetic process
Source: RefSeq, a predicted model, not a curated record